AUGGACGAGAUGUGGAUAUCAUCUUUAUUAACGGUGUGUGUUGUUUUCACUUGGAUUGUACCUGGACAUGUAACAGGGAAACGUGUAGAUGGAACUUUGACCACACUUGAGGACUGGCAUUUCAUCACCAGAUUCUGCUUUUUAUCAGAGAAGGGGAGGCUGAGAUAUGUGUUCGAGUACCCAGAUACCUAUCUAUACCAAAGUAUUCUGCUAUAUUAUGAUGACUUGAGUCAGUGGAGCGAGGCCUACCCCAGUGAUAAGACAUGUGAGCAGAAGGUGAACAUCCUGAGAGACGGUAAAAAUCAAAUCAUUACCCUGAAUCCAUUAAAUGGGAAAGACUACUGGCCUUACUGUGAAAGUGUCAACAAGGGAGGGCUAAUAUACAUUCACUGCGAGCUUUCCGGCCUUGGCCUCAAGUUUCGGUCAAUGAGGGAGCGAUGGUGGUUUAUAGCAGUUAGUCGCUGUGAUCAGACUCGAGGGACUGGCCGAGGCCUGAACUUGACCUACAGCCUCCACUUGACAAAUGGGGAUGAUGGAGAUCUACUUCACCAGGAAUUCUCAGCUGAUGAAUUUUACAUCCUGCCAAUUAUGAUCUCCUUCCUCAUCGCUUACAUCAUCAUCUUGGUUGUGUCAAUCAUAUUUGCAGUGAUCCUCUCUGGUCGCCAACUCCUCCAUGUAACAUUUAAAAUGUACAUCAGUAGUGUGAUUGUGUGGUCCUUUGGUCUGCUUCUACUCUGUAUAUCUUACGGUCGGUAUGCUGGCUCCGGAUACGAACAAAAUGGCUCAAAGCUUGCAGGUCGAGUGUUUUGUGCAGCCGGUGAGAUAUUCUUCCUGCUCAUGUUGAACCUUCUGGCAAAGGGUUAUACAAUUACCCGGGGUCGUCUUCCUUGUCACAGUACCGUCAAACUCUCAGUGUUUUUCACAGUGUACGUUGUGGCCUACGCUGCACUGUUCAUUGUUGAGGCAGAAACAUUUGAUCCAGCCCUGGUUCUGUAUAUCUACGAGAGUGUCCCUGGGUAUGGACUCAUCACCCUCCGACUCCUGGCUUGGGCCUGGUUUUGUUACAGCAUUUUUUUUACACUGAAGCGUUUUCCACGACGCGGAGGGUUCUACUAUCCAUUCUUCUUCCUUUACACACUGUGGUUCUGGGCUGGUCCAAUUGUCAUCCUGAUUGCAAUGUUCGCCAUGGCAGUGUGGACACGAGAGAAAACAGUUGUCGCUGUACAGAACUUUGUCCAAUUCUGUGGUCACAUAUUCUUCUUGGUACUGACCCGACCUAAUGCAGCUCACGGAAACUUUCCCUACACAAUCAGAACCAGUCAGAUCCAGGCGACUGGGGAUGGUGAGAGCUUUGGCGGAGACGGAGAGAGAUAUAUUGUGACAUCAGAAGCUUCAUCAUCUACUGGUCCAGAUCUCACCUCACUCUUUGUUACCUCUAAUACCUCAAAAUCUCGCAUGGACGGUGACAGUGACAUACUGCCUCCAUCCUACGAUGAAUCCACACAAAUGAAUGGGACGAACAAGGGUUUUGAGCUUGAUACUGUUGCUCAACCCUCAGCACCACCUAUGUACCCAGGCUACAGACCAUAA
Messenger RNA from Ylistrum balloti, 1590 nucleotides. Its product is annotated as transmembrane protein 145-like. Gene Ontology annotation, biological process: response to pheromone; G protein-coupled receptor signaling pathway. Lineage: Eukaryota; Metazoa; Mollusca; Bivalvia; Pectinida; Pectinidae. The coding region runs from base 1 to 1590 and encodes 529 amino acids. The record is from RefSeq and is a predicted model, not a curated record. The transcript has 13 exons.